Camelina sativa (false flax) is the source of this 1892-nucleotide messenger RNA. RefSeq lists its product as uncharacterized. Lineage: Eukaryota; Viridiplantae; Streptophyta; Magnoliopsida; Brassicales; Brassicaceae. The record is from RefSeq and is a predicted model, not a curated record.
UUCUUUAUUGGAUUUGAUCACUCACGCAUAUAUGAACUGAUCAAUCUAACGCAUAUGAAUAUAUACAUAUAAUAAUUAAUAAUACAUGCAUAUACAACACGAAGAGAUGGUAAACAUGUAAUCAACUAAACCUAAUAUAAUUACGCGUCGUAUAUAUACAAAGUAUAUCAGCCCAUGACGACGACCGGUAAUCGUUGGCUUGUAUAAUCCUUAACCCUUUACAAAAAAAAAAAAAAUAGAAAUCCUUAAUCCUUUCAUUGAGUGUCCCCUAUAAUAUAUGGACUAAAGAAAUCUAAUUAAAAUCCACCAAGAAAACAAACGAACUACAAUAUAAUGACCCAUAUCGACACCUACCCAAAUUGACAUUAUUUUACUGAUAAAUGGAGCUUUUAUUAUGAUAAGAUGGACGAAACACAGAUCCUAGGUUUUAAAAAUUAGUCACAACUCACAAGUAAUUGGUUAGGAACGUAGGAUUUGCUUAUAAACCAAAAAAAAAACGAAAAUAAUUUUGAAGAAAAUAAUAAUAGUUAAUCUCUCCUUUUAUCGGAAAAAUAAAAGUUCAAACAAAACAAAAGAAGCAAAGAGACAUAAAAUUAGUGUAACGAAGGCAUAAAUGACUAAAUGAGACGCACACAUAACCAUCCACUGAUCCAAGUACUGUCUCGCAUAUAUAUGUUUUUGCCCUAAACACGUGGCGUUCUCCUAUUCCCAAAUGUUAAUCUCUUCGGCCACCGGAGAGACACAGAAAGAAUAUAGAGAAAUAGAAAAGAGAGAGAGAGAGAGUGAAGAGAGAGAUAGAGGAAAGAGAGAGAGAGAGAAAUGGAUCAAGAUCAUGAGUUAUGGCGGACGCUAAGAUGCGCAGGUAAAGCGCAAGAUAACACCUCUGUUCAUACUCUCAUGCUUAAGUACCGUCCGAUCGCUCCAAAGCCGACGACUACUGGUCAACCAUUCGUCGGAGAUACGAGUAUCAUGAGAAGGACGAAGAGGAAGUACGUUAGGGUUUCCAAGAAUAGUAAAGCCACGUGUCGAUCAAAGACGGACGACGGCGUCAGAUCUAGCUCGACAGAUCCGGAGAAUGGUCGGGAAGAUAUCGUCACGCUACAGCUCUUGCCGGAGAGAUCUACGCCGUUGAGUUUGGAUCAUCAUACUAAUCUGGAUCCAGCGGUGGAAGCAAUGAUCGGAGAUGAAACCUGUGAAACGGACACGUGGCUCAAGUUUAACGGCGGCGAUGAAGUGCUGCUGCAACGGGUUCCGGUAGAGACGUGGGUGACGGUGGAGUCCGUUAACAGUGGCUCGGUAUCCCAUGCGGUAGGGUUAACGGACGAAGAGAUCAAGGAUGCUUUAGACAAAGACACGUGUCCUGGUUUCAUAUCGGAUGGUUCGAACCGUGUUGUAAUGGUUAACGAGGCUUACCGGAAGAUAGUAACCGGAGACGGCGGGUUCGGUGGAGAGGUGAUUGUAUGGUUGGUGGUUGACCAAACGGCGACGUUUUUUGACUACCGAACUUUUACGUGUAAGGUAAGACUGGAAUACACGUGGCAAGAGACCAAGUACACUAAAACGGUGCCGUGUGAUGUGUGGAAGAUGGAGUUUGGUGGAUUUGCAUGGAGGUUGGAUACUAGUGCAGCUUUAACUCUUUGGCUCUGAUGAGGUAUAGAGGUUCAUCGUCACAAAAUAGAAACAAGGGAGAAUUGGCAUUUCAAGAGAGUGAACAUAUCUAAAUCUAUUGAAGUUAUAUAUGUUGAAUAUAAAUGUAGUUUAUGGUUGAGAGAUAAAUGAACUGUACUGGGACACUAUUAUGCAUUCAUGCACCAAAGCCACCAACAACAUAUACAUAUUUGUAUGUACUUUUAUUUAUGUAUAUUUUGGAGAAAAGAUAAAUAAACAGUUAA